Messenger RNA from Triticum aestivum (bread wheat), 2680 nucleotides. Its product is annotated as receptor-like cytoplasmic kinase 176. NCBI's taxonomy places the organism in Eukaryota, Viridiplantae, Streptophyta, Magnoliopsida, Poales, Poaceae. Gene Ontology annotation, molecular function: ATP binding; protein kinase activity. The record is from RefSeq and is a predicted model, not a curated record. The transcript has 8 exons. The coding region runs from base 509 to 1729 and encodes 406 amino acids. Gene Ontology annotation, biological process: protein phosphorylation.
AAAAGAAUGGGGGUAGAAAAGGGAAGGAAAGACACUUUCUUUCUUCCCCAGACGUCCUGGAUCUCCCGCCGUAGACGAGUGGCCGGCCGGCCGCCUGUCUGCCUUGGCGCCGGAGACGGGAGCGGAGCACCGCCGGCGACCCGGAGGAGGAGGUCGCGCGCAUCUUCCUCAGCGUUGCCGUCGUCCCGGCGCCACUGAGGCACGCGCCGCGGAGCCUGAGGAAGCGCCGGCCGAUUGGUAAAAUUCAGACUUCUUUUCAUCAACGGGUGCAAAUUGCUUCAAACACCGGAGAAUAUGUUAAUUUGACAGAAGAGCUUCUCUGGAACUGUGCAACUAUUGAGUGGCAGAUAGGAGAUAUAUAUGCUCAAAAGCAAUGGAAACUUGUAAUCAGCAUCAGAAGAGAUGGACAAAGAGCAUAUGAAGAAGGCUAUCCUGGAGCAAGAACAAGCAUUCAGAUAACAGUUCAGGGGUGGGGUUUGCUUUGCUUUGAUUUGAUAUAUCGCCGGCCAUGAGGAACUGCUUUGUGUCAUUGACGGGAACUGCGACGACGGUGCCCUCGACCUCUCAGUGCGAGGGCAAGAUCCUCCAGUCAGAAGAUUUCAGGCGCUUCGCCUUCAAGGAGCUCAAGAGGGCCACCAUGAACUUCUGGCCGGAUGGCUUGCUCAGUGACGGCCACUUUGGGUCAGUGCACAAAGGCUGGGUGAACGAGGCUACCUUCGCCCCGGCCAGCUGGGGCACCGGCAUGCCCAUCACCGUCAAGAAGCUCAACCAGGGAAGCGUCCAGGGCCACAUGGAAUGGCUGGUCGGUGCUUCUCAGUACCAAUCAAUCCCAAUUCAUUCAUCUCUUCAAUUCUGCAUAUAUGCUGAAGUGAAAUACCUUGGCCAAUUGUCGCACCCCAAUCUGGUGAAGCUCCUAGGCUACUGCAAUGAAGACCGUUCUCAGUGUCUUCUUGUCUACGAGUUCCUGCCACAGGGGAGCUUGGAGAACCAUCUUUUUAGGAGGGGCUUACAUUUCCAGCCACUGUCAUGGCAUCUGAGGAUGAAGGUAGCUCUUGGGGCAGCCAAGGGGCUCGCGUUUCUCCAUAGCGGCAAUGUCCCUGUCAUCCAACAUGAAUUCAAUACAUCAAAUGUUCUUCUCGAUUCCAGCUACAAUGCAAAGCUGUCUGAUUUUGGGUUGGCGAGGAUGGAACCGAUGGAUGAUCUGAGCACAGAUGUACAUGCAGCCCCUGAAUAUGUUGAUACAGGGCAUCUGACGAUGAAGAGCGACGUGUACAGCUUCGGUGUGGUGCUGCUGGAGAUUCUAGCAGGCCGGCCAGCCCUAGACAAGAACCGGCCCUCCAUCGAGCAUAACCUGGUGGAAUGGGCGCGGCAGUACCUGACGAGCGAGCGCCGCAUCUCUCACAUCAUGGACGCGCAGCUCGGCGGCCAGUACUCCCUCGCCUGUGCGCAUAAGGCUGCCACACUGGUGCUCCAAUGCAUCUCGGUCCACCCAAGAGACCGACCGGGCAUGGAGCAGGUGGUGGCGGCACUGGAGCAGCUCCAGGACACCAAUGAGACUGGGGCGAGCGGUCAGAGUGAUGUACGGCUGGGUAUGGAGCAGGUGGUGGCGGUGCUGGGGCAGCAGCUUCAGGACGACAAGGAGACCGUGGCAAGCGGUCAGCAGAAGGUGAGUGGUGGUGGUGGCGGUGCCUGUGGCUUCUUCAGGAUGUGUGGCGGUGGCCGGCAGUAGCAGCCAGUGGCGAGGCGGCUGCGCGCCAAUGAGCAGAGAUGAAUUCACUGUAGAGGGAUGAUUUCGUCUCUCAGAGUCAAAUGAGCCAACGACCAGACUAGCUUGCGUUGUUCGCUUCCAGGUCAUGGAUUCAGAGUCUAGUUUGCAGCGGCACUCACUCAUGGGUCAUGGCAGCAUUUGCAUCUCUGCCGCCUUCAAACCGGCCAUUCUCCAAGCAAUGACAUCAUUCUUCACCCUCUGGGCAACAUGCUGGGGUGUUGCACAUUUGCUAUUGAAGACUCUGCUUUUUGCUGGAGAAACGAGCCUGAUGAGAGAGUGCUAGAAUUUCCUCAGAAAUGUUGUUGCUGGUAGGGAUGCAUUCUGGGGGGAAACUGAAGUGUGCGACUGCCAACGUCCAAACAGUUCGGGCGAAGGUGCAAUCGACAAAGGGAUACCUGACUGAUUCAGGAUGCUAUCGGCAAAGCUGCCAGAUUGGCUUAUUAGGCCAUCCCAGCAUGCCAUCUUCUCCCCUUUGAACCAUUGCUCCCCAUGGAUGACACCCAUGUGUGACCUCGUCGUCAUUGACUCAUUGGCCGUCCCUUUCAAGGUGAGAUGGUCAGCUCUUCCUCCUCGUGAUUCUGGUUCAUGGAACAUAUUAGUCAGCUAAGUCUCUUCUACUAAGACACAAAGUUAAUUCAUUGACUUCCUUUGAAUUUAGGUCAACAUUAGUGUUGGUUCGAGAAACAACUUAUGCUCUUUUCUUAAAACUUGAAUAUUGCAUCCAGUCCCAGGGUAAACAACUAUCUGUCCACAAGUGUAUUAUUUAUGCUGCAGCAAGCGUGGCAUUAUCAUACCAAUUCAGAGUGCAAAUGGGUCUGUAAAUUGAAGCUUUUUUUUGGCAAAUUUGUUUAUAGGACAGUGUUAAAUGUUUGCUUAAUUUGGGUAAUUUUACCAAUAUUACACUUACAUUUC